Messenger RNA from Closterium sp. Naga37s-1, 7473 nucleotides. Lineage: Eukaryota; Viridiplantae; Streptophyta; Zygnematophyceae; Desmidiales; Closteriaceae. The record is from the annotation of a GenBank genome assembly.
AUGUUGGGGCAAGAAGGGGUGGGGGAAGGAGGGCGCAAUAGUAUGAGCAGCAGCGGCGGCAGCGGAAUGUUGGACGCGCGAGUCAACGCCGUCCCUUCCCCGCCGCACUUCGCCGCCGCUCCUUCCUCCCUUUUUGACCGCAAUCGCGCGAUGAUGACGUCAGACGCCAUGACGUCACACCGCAACUCGAUGACGUCAGGCCGCAAAGCUGUAUCGCCAGGGCAUAAACGAGGGUUAGCAGGGCGCGGGGAAGCGGAGCCGACAGGGGCGCGCGGCGACGAUAGCGCAAUGGCGAUGGAAGAUGAUUGCUUCUUAAAGCCGUAUUACCCUGCUCCCGGCACUCGCCCCUCUCGCAUCCCCAAUGGCGACUCUCGUAUCGGCCAUAGCGAUAGCGCCGCCUUCUCUCGCAGUCGCUCCAGCUCCCCCUCCCCCGCUCACUCCGAACCCUCUUCCGCCCAUGCCUCGCCCGCCCCCGCGCGCCCGCCGUCCGCCCACAGGAGCGCGACGGCUGCCCCUCCGCGGCCCAUCUCGCCUCUGCCCCCGCAUGCUGUGCGGCGCAGACCGGGCGCGGAGGGGCGCGCGGAUGGGCGCGCGGGGGUAGGGGCGGAGCUGCGGGAGGGCAGUCUGGGGCGCGAUGGCGCGCUGAUGGGCGCCCGCGCGCCUCUCGUGCGCGAUGGAGCCGGCGGAGGCGGAGAAAAAGGGGGAGCGGAGAGGGUGAGGGCAGGGGGAGAGGGCGCGAGGGGAGGCGGAGAGGAGGCGAGGGAAGGGGGCGUGGCGCGCGGUAGCAGUAGGCCCCGGCGCGCGAGAGUGGCCAGCAGUGGUGACGCCGUCAACGCGGGCGCCGCCAGUGCAGGUGCGGUUCCAGGACCAGGCACUGCAGCAGCGGACGCCGCACACACAGCAGAUGCGCAAGCAGCAGCAGCGGCGCCGCUGACGCGCAGAUUUCCCACGGCCCCGCCCACACUUCAUUCCGCCAAGCCUGCUGCGCCACUCAGCAACAGCGGCGAGGGGGGGGCGGGUGCGGCCGAGGGGACGUGGCCGGGCGAAAUGGUGGGGGAGGGGGGAAGACGGGGGGAAGCGGGGGAGCAGAUGCGGGUUGGGGCGAGGCCGGGCAGUGGUAGAGCGGGGAUGAGACGAGGGCCCGGGGUGGGGCAGGCGGGCGCGCGCAUGGGCGCGGGGAUGGGAGGGGGAGGCGGGGCGCAGAGGCCUGUGACUGCUGGCGGCAGGCUGGCAGUGGCAGGGGCCGGCAACAGCCGAGGCGGUGAGGGCAGCGAAGCAGCAGGCAGCGAGGCGGGGGUGGGCGAUGGGGGGAGCUGGAAGGCCCGCCCGACACACGCUCAGCAGGGCGUGGGGCAGCAGGGCGUGGGGCAGCAAGGGGUGGGACAACAGGGGGUGGGGCAGCAGGGGACGGGGCAGCAGCAGGGCAGCGCAGGAGGGCAGAGUGGGGCGGGGCAGGAGCAGCAGAGGAGGGAGCGGCGGCAUGUGCGGCAGGCGAGUCUGCAAGUGGAGGCAGUGCAGCGCCUGCACGGCACCAAGGGCUCCGCCUCCCCUCCCCACGCAGCAGCCAUGCCCCUGCCCCGCCGCCCCCACACCGCCCUCGCCCGCUCCCCCUCGCCCUCCCCCUUUCCUCCGCCCUCCACCGCUGCGCCGCCUGACGCGCGUUCCUCCUCGUCCCGCUCCGCCACCUCCUCCCCCUCCCCCCCUAUCCGCCCCCAGCCCCCCUCGCCCCAAGAGGACCGCCCCCCCCGCGGCCUCUCGCAGUCCCCCCCGCGUGGGGGUCCCCCCGCGCCCCUGCACGCGGCAGUAUGCGCGGAAGCAGGGGGGGGCAGCGAGGGUGAGACAGGGGGGUCCGCGAGGGCGGGCGAGAGGGGCGGAGGAGGGGGGCGGGGUGGCGUGCGGGCGAUGGGGCGGAGCAAGACGAGUGGCAUGGGGCGGGCGAAGGGUAUGAUGGGCGUGGAGCGAGCGCAAAUUGGAAUGGAAAGAGGUGUGAUGCGCGCAGAAGCAGGGGGGCCGAUGGAGGGAGUGGAUGGAGGGGCGGCGGGCGGACGAGGCAUCCCUGAGGGGGCUCACAGUUCUCUGCGCCAGCAACCGCUGCACGGUCCAGUCAGCGCUGACGUGGCACCAGCAGCAGCAGCAGGAGCAGCAGGAGCAGCAGGAGCAGCAGGAGCAGAAGCGAGCUCUCAUUGGAAUUCAAAUAAUCAUGGUGGCAGUGAGAGAGGGGGUGAGGGGAAUGGAGUGGGGGGGCCUGUUGCAGAGGCCAGGAAGGUCCGUGCAGGCGGGCAGAGCAGCACAGGCAGCAGCACUGAGCUUGCGCCACGAGCGGGCGGCAACGGACGGCUGCGAUCGAGUGUGAGUUUCGGGCAGGCCAGUGUGUGUGAGCUGCGCUCUGCUGCCGCUCCCACUGCCACCGCCUCUGGCGCUGCCGUCACUGGCAGCAGCGGCGGCACCAGCAGUGCAGGGGAUAGCAGCGGACGAGUUGGGGAGGGGGAGGGGGCGGGGGCGGGCGGUGCAGGGGGCAGGGCGGACAUGGUCGCUGGCAGCAGGGCGGGCAGCGCGGAGGGGCAUGCAAAGGGAGGGGCGGGGCGGCGGUUAACUCGCGCCCUGAGUGCCAUGGAGGGGCGCGAGCAUGCGCCUUGGGGGCCAGGCUCCAAAGGGCUGAGUGAAGGGGAGAGCACAAAUGGUGGGCUGGGGAGGCAAGGGGGGGCGAGGGCGCGUCCAGAGCAGAUGGCGGGGGAGGAAGGCAGAGAAGGCGAGAGGGCGGGAGGAGGGGUGAGUGCAGGUGAGAGCAGUGGGUUCGGUGGCAGGGGAAGAAAGGCGCGAGAGGGACCCGCCAGAAGUGCGGGUGGGGAAGAGGGAGCAGCAGCAGGGGUGGCGAGACCCGAGGCACAAACAGGUGCCGCUGUGGCCCUUGCUUCUGCCCCUUCCCCCGGUAGUGAGUCGGGGAGGGGCAGGGGCGUGCAGAUGGGUGGGGAGAGGUGGACAGCGGCACAGAGGGCUGCAGCAAGGGACAUGCAGUGGGAGAGGGAGCGGGAGAGGGAGAGCGGCAGGGGCAGAGCGACACGCGGGAGAGAGAGAAACCGGUCGAACCCUGCCACUCCCACAGGCACCUCCCGCACACCACGAGGGGCCGUGGAGGGUGGGGGGACGCUGAGGGGUGUGGCGGAGGGAGGGGGGGGUGCUGCGGGUGAAGGGGCGGAGGGAGGGGGCGGGUCAGGGGAAGAGAAAGUGGGGCGUGCACGUGCAAGGUGGGGUAGGAAGGGUGCGGGCGAGGGGAGGGUGAGGCGAGGGGAGGCUGGUGAUGAGGGCGAGAGGAGUGGCGGGGCGAGUGAUGGGAUGGUGGAUGGAGGGAGUGUGAGGCAGCAGAGAGGCUUAGAGGAUGGGUGGAAAGGGCGAGACGGAGAUAGAAGGGGUGGGGAGAGCAGUGAAAGUGGUGUGGUUGGAAGGGAGAGGGAGGGGAGAGAAGUGGCAGAAGUGGAGGGUGUAGGAGGGGAAGGGCCUGUUGGCAUGGCGGGAUUGGGUUCAUCUGGCUUCAAUGGAUUGGGUUCAUCUGGCUUCAAGGGGUUGGCAGUGGCACAACGACAGAUGCAGCAGCAGCAGACAGAGCAACUGCAACAGCAGCCUCAGCAGCCGCAACAGCAGCAGCAGAGGGAGAGGGAGGGGCAGGGGUGGCAGCAUGGGCAGGCAGUGCAGGGGGAGGCAGAGAAUGGGGGUGGCAGCAGAGGGGGCAGCGCACAGGUGGGCGAGGUGGAGGCGGGUGCAGUGGGUGGUGGGGGCGGGGUGGGUGGGGUAGGCGGGGUGAGGGGGCGGCGAGGGGAGGUGGUGACAACCCGGCCGUGGCACGCGCGUGUGGGGGAGGGGAGGGGUGGGCGCGCGUGGGACGAGUCAGCAGCCAUCGGGGCGCCGGUCACGCUGCUUGCUGCUGUGGGCAGCGGCAGUGCGGCGGAACUUGCAUUACGGCCCAUGCCAUACACUGCUGCUGCUGCUGCUGGGGUUGCUGCUGGGGUUGCUGGCGGGGGUGCAUGUGAGGCGAUGCCGCUGACGCCGCCUGUGCUCUCCCUCACGGAGCGCCUGCUGGCAGCCCGGCACGGCGCAGCAGGGAGUGCAGGGGGCGGAGCAGCAGGGGGAGCAGCGGUGGGGGGCGGCAGGAGGGGGGCGCGCGCCAUGGUGAAGAGCAAGUCAAUGUCCGCCGCUCACCUGCACCUCGUGCCCUCGCCCCACGCCACUCCGCCUACUCAUGCUUCUGCCGGGAGGGUUGCCAUGGGCACCGGCGUAAGCACCGGCACGGGCGUGGGCGUGGGCGUGGGAGCGGGUGCAGGCUCUCUAUCUAUGGCCAUUUCUCGCACAUCCUCCUCCUCCGGCCGCCCCGCAUUCCCGCACGCUGCUUCUACUUCUGCUGCUGCCGCAGCUGCAGAAAGUGCGUCCGCCCACUCACUUGCCAUGCACCCCGGCCAACCCGUGCCUGCUGCCAGUGACACUGCAUCAGCCGCCAUGUUCCUGGGCAUGGGCCUCCCUGCCGCUCGCAACUCUGAUACCUCUGAGCGCCUGCUUCGCCUCACAGCGCGGUGGAGCGAGGUGCAAAGCGGUGGCGGCGGGCGGACGGGGGCAGGAGUGCACACGGAUACGCCAAGGCUGGGCAGCGGCGUGGGGGGCUCCAUGGACCUGCGGCGAGCAGCCUUCCAUGCAAGCAUGGGCGCCGGCACGAGCAUGGGUGCGAGCAUGGGCAUGGGCGUGGGUGUGGUGGGCAUGGGCACGGGAGGAGGGAGGGUUGGGGGGGGCAUCCCAGCGUGUUCGAGUGCGGAGGCGGAUGUGCCUGCGUGGGCGGCUCCCCAAGGGGACAGUGGGGGCGCAGAAGUUGGUGGGGGGAGCGCAGCAGCAGUUGCAGGUGCAAGAGGUGGUGGGGCGGGCAGGCGGGCAGGAGGAGGCGGUGCGAGCGGCCGGUCUGGGCUGGGAGGAGAGGGCCUCACCCGCGGUGGGUCGGGUGUGAGUGGUGCGAUGAGAGCAGGUGCACCUGCAGCUGCUGCGCUGCGGCGCCAUGGCAGCAUGUCUCUACACCAGCAGCUCGUGGCUCCUCCUGUGGGAGAGAAGGCAGUGAGAGCGUAUCCAUUGGCGAGGGCGCACACGACAGCUGCUCGCACCACACUGCGCACGCCUCCCUCUGCUGCUCUCUUUGACUCUCGCAGCUUCAGCAGCCGCGCCCCUCCCCCUUCCACCACCACAGGCGGUGCUACCACCACAAGCAUUGGCAGUAGCAGCACAGUGAGCAGCAGCGGCAUGGUGAGUGGCAGCACAGCGAGCAGCAGCAGCAGCAGCAGCAGCAGCAGCAGCAGCAGCAGCAGCAGGGGCUUCCAUCGUGCUGCCACUCUGAACGCGCGCUCCUUCGGCGUCUCCCUCAACGCGCCUGCCCUCUCUGCCCUGCCUGCGCCUCACGUGCAUGGGACGCCCUCCUUCCCUGCCGCAGCUGGUGCUGUGCCCGGCACGGGCAGCACCCAACAUCAGCUUGCCCGCAGCGCCAGCAGCAGCGCUGCCAGGCUUAGGGGCGCGGCGGUGGGGGCCGGGGUGAGAGGCGGUGGGGAAAAAGGGGCGUUGAGGAGUGAUGGUGGGCGGGAACAGAGCGGAGGAGGGAGAGAGGGGAGUGGAGGAGCAAGAGAGGUGAGUGGAGGAGGGAGAGAUGGUAGCAGAGGAAGAAGAGGGGGUAGUGGAAAAGGGAGAGAGGGGAGUGGAGGAGGAAGAGAGGGAAGUGGAGGAGUAAGAGAGGGGAGUGGAGGAGGAAGAGAGGGGAGUGGAGGAGUAAGAGAGGGGAGUGGAGGGGACGGUGGGUGGGCAGAGGCCAUGGGCAGCCAUGGGGGCAUGGCAGCUGAUGGGGGCAUGGGCAUGGGCAUGGGCAUGGGCAUGGGCAUGGGCAUGGGCAUGGGCAUGGGCAUGGGCGUGGAUGGGGUGAGCGCAGGAGGCAACAGAGCAGUGAGGCUCUCCUCUACUGCCAGCUCGCUGGACCUCGCUGUGCCCUCUGCUGCUGCUCUUGCUGCCUCUGCCUCUGCUGCUCGCCCCGCUAGUACUGCUGGCAUGGGCACAGCGGGGUGGAGGGGAGAUGGACGGAGGAGAGGGGGCAAUGAGGGCGGUGGGGAGGAGCGGCGGGGGGAGGAGGAAGGGAAGGCGGGCAAGGAGGAGGCGGUGACGCCGUCCAAGGCGAGCCGAGAGGACAGUGUCACGCCCAGCCGGCUGUCCCGCGCCCGGCGAGCUGUUCUGAGUGCCGCUGGUAAGGAGCGCAGGCGCGCUGCUGGGAAGGGUGGUGAGAGGGGUGAGGGGGAGGAGGAAGAGGAGGAAGAGGAGGAAGAGGAGGAAGAAGAGGAUGGAGAGGAGGAGGAAGAGGAGGAGGAGGCUGAGGAGGUGGGAGGGGAGGAGGGAGUGACAGAUGCUGAGAGCGAGGAGGAUUCAAGCAUUCCUGUGGCCGCCCAGGCAGUGAGUGCGCAUCAUGGCAGCGCGGAGCAGGGGGGAGCAGCAGCAGCAGGGGGCAAGGGGAAGGCGGGGCUGCUGAGCAAGGCGGCCAAGGGCAUGUGGGGUCUGGGCGGCCGCAUCACACGGGCGCGGCUGAGGCUGCUGCAGGGCGGGCAGGCGGACGUGCUGGGGAGGGGGUUCUCGGACGUGCGUGUGGAGUAUGACGUGGAGGGGGGUGAGCAGGUGGGCAGCGGGCAGUUCGGGGUCAUCCGUGUGGUGACGCACCGGGCGAGUGGGGAGCGGCUGGCAUGCAAGUCCAUCAGCAAGACGUGCCUCAAGUCGAAGGCGGAUGCAGCGGACAUAAGGAGGGAGGUGGCCAUUCUGGAGCAGCUCAAGGACCAUCCCAACGUUGCCCGCCUCGCUGCUGCCUUUGAAGACCCCAAGGAGGUGCAUCUGGUGAUGGAGCUGUGUGAGGGAGGGGAGCUGUUCGACCGCCUCAAGGCGAAGCGAGUGUACGAGGAGUGUGAGGCGGCAGCGGUGCUGCACACGCUGGUGGACGUGCUGAGUCACUGCCACGCCAUGGGGGUGGUGCACCGCGACGUCAAGCCUGAGAACAUCCUGCUCGUGUCCCAGCACAGCCACACCCAUGUUAAAGUCAUUGACUUUGGCAUCGCCGCCUUCUACAAGCCUUCGCGGCCGCUGACGGAGUUUGUGGGCUCGCACUACUACAUGGCGCCGGAGGUCAUCGAGGGCAGCUACGGCCCACCCGCCGACAUAUGGAGCGCAGGAGUGGUGCUGUACGUGCUGCUGUCAGGAGUGCCGCCCUUCUGGGCGCGCUCGGAGGACGGCAUCAUGCACGCCAUCCUGGACUGCCGCCUGCGCUUCAAGCCCGAGGUGUGGGGCAAGCGCUCCCAGCUCGUGCAGGACCUCAUCCGCCGCAUGCUCACACGGGACCCCGCCCUCCGCAUCACCCCCGCUGGCAUUCUUGCUCAUCCGUGGAUGGCAUCUGCAGCGCAAGCAGAUGAGACGCAGCCGCAGUGA